CAGAAGCGCGGCCUAUUAGUCUUCCUUAGCGAAAUUUGAUUGGUGGAUAAAAACAUCGCGGUUUAUUUAAUUUAAAAGAACUUUAGGCUAGGCUAGGCUAGAACCCACUCUGGAAAAAACCACUGAAGCAUGGAUCUGCUCAUAUGUUAAUAAAAGUUUUUAAUUACAACCUGGACAUAAAAACCAGAGAAAUCAGUAACACCCACCAAGGUCCAAAUGAGGCAUCAGAGCAAGUGCAACGGUUGGCAAUCAAAUGCACAAAAAAAGCGUAAAUAUCGUCAGAUCAAGAAACAAAGCAAACUGAAUGCUGCACGAAGGGUAGAUGCAGGAAUGCACAGUUUCAGCAAUGAUAAAGAAGAGUUCAUGUCAAGUAGUCUGAACUGUGGUCAAGCACCUGAGAGCACUAUGAAUGUACCAGAGAUAGAUGCGACAAAUUGGAUAGGUAGUCUAGCUAACAUCCCUUUAAACUUCAUUCCAUCUGCUUUUACUGGAAUUUAUAAGAGAUGUAUAUGGGCUGUCGGACAGAGCUUGGAGAAAGCUAAGGAUGUGGUAUUCCCAACUCGUACGUUUCGUAGAGAACUGGAAAGUACCCAACUGAAAGUGAUGCAACUGGAGCAGUCCUUGGCAAAAAUCUUAGAAGAAAAAGAUACCAAGACAGAUGCAAAGUGUAAUUGCUGUUCAAGGUCUGUACGUGAUUCUAUGAGUGAAUCUAGCUUCUGUACAUUACUCAACUCAACUCAUCCUGCUCCAGCUUUACAGAUGGUACCGCCUCCGCCAAACUUCGCCCCACCUCCACCAGGCUUACCUCCUCCUCCCCCACCACCACCACCACCACCAGUCAAAGAAGUAAAGCAAGUCAAGAUAGUUAUUAACAAAGUAAAACAAAGUGAAAAUACAAAAAGUGUUAAAAGAUUGCAUAUUUCUUCAAAUGAUUUGCGCAAAGUUAAGCUGAGGAGAGUCAGCCAUAAUGAUAACAAGGAGACUCCAAAGUCUGUGGCAGGUGGUCCACUAGUGUCCCUGAAAGAUCUUCAAAAAGUAAAACUGAGAAGACUUAGUCUGGGAUCAAACCUAAGCCCUGCAAGUCAGCAAGUGCUUAGGAAAAGGUUGCCACAAGAAGCUGUUAAAUUCAGGAGUUCAUUGAAGAAAGUUAGCAUUGCUCGUAGCCCGGGCGGGACACCAUUCCGAACACACCUGAAAGACCAUGGAAAUGGGCUAACACCAGUCAUGACAAGGGCGCUGAAGAAAAAAUUCAUGAAAGCUAGGACACCGUCUCCAGUACCAGCACCAAUGAAGCCACUUCGAUUUUAGCCAAGCAACUUGUUAGUUAUUAAUUAAUCUUCUUUAGCUUAAUUUUAAAUCUUUGAUGAAAUGUUGGUGCUUAUUUGCCAGGUGGAGGCUAAUUUUUAAUAAUGUAGAAAUUAAUAUUAACUUGCAUUUAAAGUUGAAUUAGACAACAAUAACAGUAAUUUUUAUGAUGUAUA
This is a messenger RNA of Anneissia japonica, 1481 nucleotides long. RefSeq names its product proline-rich protein 11-like. Lineage: Eukaryota; Metazoa; Echinodermata; Crinoidea; Comatulida; Comatulidae. The record is from RefSeq and is a predicted model, not a curated record. The transcript has 9 exons. Bases 217 to 1308 code for a protein of 363 amino acids.